Molecule: messenger RNA, 1612 nt
Organism: Nanorana parkeri
Lineage: Eukaryota; Metazoa; Chordata; Amphibia; Anura; Dicroglossidae
Gene: ASB7
Product: ankyrin repeat and SOCS box containing 7
Exons: 6
Coding region: 323-1279 (318 amino acids)
Biological process (GO): intracellular signal transduction
Molecular function (GO): protein binding
Source: RefSeq, a predicted model, not a curated record
GAUUGGUUGCUUCUGAAGGGGGGUGGUGGGGUUUUCUCUGCCUGCUUCCCGUUAUCGCGGAGGGUUAUGGGGCAGGCCCCGGCAAGUACGGAGCGGUGUGAGGCGCCGGGCAGUGGUGUGUCUCGGGGGUCUGCCGUUCUUGAAUUUGUAGAAGUGAAAGGAAAAGACCAGAGGUGAGGACUUUUGUUUUUCUGUUGCGAUGAAGUGUGUCAGCUCCUCAAGCCAUAAAAGAAGCAUUCACAGCAUCACAAAAACGGUGUGACAGUCGUGAGAGGCGACGUGUGGCCCCAUGACUCUAUAGUUAAGAAGAGCAGAGGGGAGGAUGUUACAUCACCACUGCCGCAGGAAUCCUGAGCUGCAGGAGGAGCUGCGGAUACAGGCAGCGGUGGCUGCUGGAGACGUCCACACUGUUCGCACUAUGCUGGAACAGGGCUACUCACCCAAUGGUCGUGAUGCCAAUGGAUGGACUUUGCUUCACUUUUCAGCAGCACGUGGAAAAGAACGAUGUGUGAGAGUAUUCCUAGAGCAUGGAGCGGAUCCUACAGUAAAGGACUUGAUAGGGGGAUUUACAGCGUUACAUUAUGCUGCCAUGCACGGACGGGCACGGAUUGCGCGUCUCAUGCUGGAAUCAGAAUAUCGUAGUGACAUUAUUAACGCCAAGAGCAACGAUGGCUGGACGCCGCUACACGUGGCCGCCCACUAUGGAAGAGACUCUUUUGUCAGGUUACUGUUGGAGUUUAAAGCGGAGGUUGAUCCCCUUAGUGACAAAGGCACCACUCCCUUGCAGCUUGCCAUCAUCCGAGAGAGAUCCAGCUGCGUCAAAAUUCUCCUGGACCACAAUGCCAACAUUGAUAUUCAAAACGGGUUUCUACUACGCUAUGCUGUGAUCAAAAGUAACCAUUCGUAUUGUCGCAUGUUUUUGCAAAGGGGAGCUGAUACGAACUUGGGACGGCUAGAAGAUGGGCAAACACCUCUUCACCUUUCAGCUCUACGGGACGAUGUCCUCUGUGCCCGUAUGUUGUACAAUUAUGGAGCCGACACGAACACUAGGAACUAUGAAGGACAGACACCUCUAGCUGUAUCGCUAAGCAUCUCUGGAACUAGCCGACCUUGCCUGGAUUUUCUACAGGAAGUACGAAGACAGCCCCGAUUUCUUCAAGAUCUAUGUCGGAUUAAAAUUCGCCACUGUAUAGGACUGCAGAACCUCAAGCUACUGGACGAGCUCCCUAUUGCCAGGGUCAUGAAGGACUACUUAAAACACAAAUACGAUGACAUCUGAGUGUGUCCACUGCAGCAGAGACUUGUUGCGUCAUUUCAGAUGUGAUUAUUCCAAAACUGGGGUAGGCUGUUGUCUUGCACAAGUAUAUCCUAUGCAAUUUCUGAUGUGGGUGGGAGUCAGAAGGCAGGUAUACAUUUUUAUAUAUUUUUGUUUUUGUUUUAAUAUUAUUUUCCCUGGUUUUUUUUUUUUAUAUGGUGUGAUAGAAAGUCUUAAUCUUUUGAGAUCCAGGUUUUGAGGUCCACACUUUAAGUUUCACUUGAAAGAAGAAAACACUUAACACUUUAUGACAUUUUCUUUCUAAUAUCUGACACAGAGCAAAUGUGGCCCCUAUCU